CAUGAUGACAUCUAACACUUUGACAUGUUUUGUUUUUAUUUUUUAAGAUAUUAAAAUAUCUACUCAAUCAUAACUAUUACAGUGUUUACUUUGUACGUAUCGAAAAACAAACAUACUGUCUUAUAUCUGAUGCAAAAACACAUAUGUAUUAAAUAGAAAAACAUUGUCAAUUGAUGUGGAAAUAAUGGAACUUUUUUGAAGCUAAAAUGUUGAUCCAAGUAAACAUCAAUAUCUUUUUAAUAUUUCUCGCUAUUCCUAUUGUAGCAACAGAAAGUGAUCCGUAUUCUAAAGAGCCAUACCGACCUUUGGGUCCUCUGGUAAAAUGUAACUUUUUGCCUUUGGAGUUUCUGGACUGUGACGACCCCGUAGACCACAAAGGAAACGUGUCAGCCAAGGCAGCCGUAAGUCACGGGUGUUUGAAGUUCGGUGGAGUGAGAUACGAGAAAGUGGAAAGAACAAAAGUUCAGUGUAAAGUGUUAGAUGGUAUUGAAUGUUUUGGUUCCCGCAGCUUUCUGCGUGAUGGUUUUCCGUGCGUGAGAUACUCUGGACAUUACUUCACGACUACGUUGAUAUACAGCAUAUUACUUGGAUUCCUUGGUAUGGAUAGAUUUUGCCUUGGGCAAACAGGCACAGCAGUUGGCAAGCUCUUAACUUUGGGUGGUCUAGGUAUUUGGUGGAUUGUUGAUGUAAUUCUCCUCAUAACUAACAGUCUCCACCCAGAGGAUGGUAGCAACUGGAAUCCUUAUGUUUAAAAGACUGGUGUUAGUAUAAAAUGUGGUCAAUCUUGGUAAAACUAGUAACUAUCAACUGUAACCAAAUAGAGAAAGAUGUACUAUAAUUAUUAGUUUGUGUAAAUAAAUAAAUUUA
Messenger RNA from Papilio xuthus (Asian swallowtail), 867 nucleotides. It is a transcript of the gene amrt, whose product is annotated as TM2 domain-containing protein 2 amaretto. The coding region runs from base 207 to 752 and encodes 181 amino acids. The transcript has a single exon. NCBI's taxonomy places the organism in Eukaryota, Metazoa, Arthropoda, Insecta, Lepidoptera, Papilionidae. The record is from RefSeq and is a predicted model, not a curated record.